Molecule: messenger RNA, 1257 nt
Organism: Macroventuria anomochaeta
Lineage: Eukaryota; Fungi; Ascomycota; Dothideomycetes; Pleosporales; Didymellaceae
Exons: 1
Coding region: 141-1145 (334 amino acids)
Cellular component (GO): membrane
Molecular function (GO): transferase activity, transferring alkyl or aryl (other than methyl) groups
Source: RefSeq, a predicted model, not a curated record
CCACAGAAGAGUUCUUGGCCAGCCAUUAACUCCUGAACACUCUCGUGAAAGGCAUCCCUACCCAAGCAAAACCAGAAAACCAAACCGUGGCAAUUCGUUCAAACUCUUCGACCAAGACGUCCUCUAUUGAGACCGAAAUCAUGCAUCAACAACAGACUCAACCGAAGAUGGCACACCACCCCAGCCUUGUGUCUUAUGGAUCAAAGGCUAUCUCGCGUUACCAAGCAUCUCUGAACAACCUCGAUGCCGACGUUGGCUUCCAUGCUCGAACUCUGCUUCUGUUCACUUGUGAUCAAAUCCUCGACACGGUCAUCCCAGGCACUGCGUUCGGGGUUCUCGCAGCACUCUCAGGUCCCACCCUGGAUCUCCCGGCCCAGUGGACCCUAUCCAUCCUCCCACGCAUCCCUCAAGUCUCCCUCUGGCUAUGGCUUGUCGUUCUCCAGUUCUGCGUGCAGAACCAACGUAGCGAGGGCUCCGUAGCAGAAGACUCGAUCAACAAGCCCUGGCGGCCCAUUACAUCGGGUCGAAUGACCUCCGAACAAGCAGGGAAGUUGUUGGGGGCUACCAAUAUCAUCGCCAGCGCUCUGAGCUAUCAGCUCAACGUCAUGCCUAUCUUCAUCGUCUACAUGUUUCUUAUCACUGCGUACAACGACUACGGCGGCGGCAACAAGUCUGGCGUAGUCCGCAAUUUAUUUUGUGGUGCAGGCUUCUCGUGCUACUUCAGUGGUGCACUGAGUAUUGUCAUUGGUCCAGAUGCUGUCAUGAGCUCUGCUGCGUGGAAGUGGACGGUCAUCAUUGCGUUCGGUAUCCUUGCGACUACGAUCCAGGCUCAAGAGUUCCGCGAUGAGGCUGGCGAUAAGGCUCGUGGCCGACGCACGUUGGUCACUGAGCUUGGCCGGAAGCUGGCACUCUGGACUGUCUUUGUCACUGUGGCGUUCUGGUCUAUCUACACGCCUCUGGGCUUCUUUGCGGGCGGCUGGAAGACUGCAUUGUUGCCGGUGGUCUUCGGUGGUGCACUGCUGGCUACGACUUCCCAGGCUUAUCGCAAUGGCAACAACAAGCUGGAUCGCAAGAUGUACAAGAUGUGGUGUCUGUGGAUGCUCGGCUUCUGCCCUUUGCCAUUCUUGGCUAGGGUUUUGGCUUAAGUGUGGAUGCUGAUAUGGCAGCUGCAGUAGAGAUUAGUGAAGCGGUGUCUGAUGGGUAGUUUCGUUGCGUGUAUAGUUUUCUGGGUGUAUCCUGUAUCAUAUUGGGAAUACG